AUAAACAUCAUAAACAUUAAAAGAGUACCAAAAAAAAAAAAAAAAAUAUCCUCGUUGGUACGUGUUGGCGAAGGAGUCUUGUCUCUAUCGACUAAAAAUUCUCCAAAUUUCUAGUGACGCUCACCUUCUCUGUCAAUCCUAUCUUCUUACUCACUAGAAUAUUAUAUAUAUACUCUUUUUCUUCUUCUUGUUCCCAUUCCUAUAAAUUCUCUUUUUAUCCAAAUCUACAUCUCCAUUCCCAGCAAUGUUUGUUUCUGACAUUCAAGUUAAUCUUGGUCUUUGCUAGGAGCCUAGAGCAAGAUGGAAGUAACAGGUGGUUAGAACCUUUAGAUUCUUCUAUGGCAUUGGAAGGUACUUUAUUAGGUAUUUGGGAAGUGCUUGAGGUAGCAGAUAACUUAUGGAACAUAGAAAGUGGCAGCAGCAAGGGUCUUACAGCAAACAUGGUUAACCACAGAACUCGAAGAACUGGAAUGGAAUUUGAUUCUGAUUUGGCGAAGCAUAGGAAAUCAUUUACCAUUACUUCCCUAGUCAUCACUUCUGCAGAAUCUUUUAUCCCUUGGUCUUCUAUGAUUGCCAUCAGUGAAGGAUAUCAUGAACUUCUUUAGUCAACUGAUAAUUAUUUAAUUACUUUAUACUUCAAUUUGAGAAAACUUCUCUUCAUUGAUCAUAUCUCUGUCAAAUCUUUUGAUAUAAAAAAUGCCUGGUGUUUUAUGUGGAACGAAGACAAUCACUGCAUCAAGGAUGUGUUUCACAGAUUUCAGCCAGCAAGAUGGUCUAGGUUGUACCAAGAGUGAGUCCUAUUUAACUUAUUGUGUUGCUGAUGAUUUCUAUUGCCCCAUUUUGCCUGGACUGCCAGAUGAUGUGGCAAAGUAUUGCCUUGCACUUGUUCCCCGAUCAAAAUUUCCUGUUAUGGGUGGUGUCUGCAAGCGAUGGAGGUCAUUUAUCCAAAGUGAAGAGUUCAUCAGCAUCAGAAAGCUAGCAGGCCUGCUUGAGGAAUGGCUUUAUGUCCUGACUGUAGAUGCUGAAGGAAAAGAAAGCUACUGGGAGGUUUUAGACUGCUGUGGGAACAAACAUCAUCAGCUCCCACAGAUGCCCGGUCAUAAAAAAGCUGCUUUCGGCGUUGUAGUUCUCAAUGGUAAACUUCUUGUUAUAGGUGGUCAUUCCAUGAUUGAUGGAUCUGGGGCAGACUCAGCUGACGUCUAUCAAUACGAUUCUUACUUGAACAGCUGGAGCAAAUUGGCUAGCAUGAAUGUGGCACGCUAUGAUUUUGCUUGUGCUGAGGUGAAUGGAAUGGUUUAUGUGGUUGGUGGUUAUGGAAUAGAUGGUGAAUCUCUUUCUUAUGCCGAGGUGUAUGAUUCAGAUAAAGAUAAGUGGACUCUGAUUGAGAGCCUUCGCAGGCCAAGGUGGGGCUGUUUUGCAUGUGGAUUUGAGGGAAAGCUCUAUGUUAUGGGUGGUCGAUCAAGUUUUACAAUAGGAAAUUCAAGGUUUGUUGAUGUGUAUAACCCCAAGAAUCAAACUUGGUGCCAGAUGAGAAAUGGCUGUGUAAUGGUUACUGCUCAUGCUGUUCUGGAAAAGAAGCUUUUCUGCAUGGAGUGGAAGAACCAGCGAAAACUUACUAUUUUCAAUCCCGAGGACAAUUCAUGGAAGAUGGAACCAGUUCCAGUGAUGGGGAGCUCAAGCAUUCGGUUCCAAUUUGGAAUACUGGAUGGGAAGCUUUUGCUGUUUUCUCUGCAAGGCGAUAAUACUCUGGUAUAUAAUCCUCAUGCAGCUCCAGAAUCACACUGGCAGACUUGUGACAUAAAGCCAUCUGGUGUGUGCCUAUGUACUGUUACAAUCAAGGCAUAAAAAUUGAAGGACUUCAAUCUGAUCUUUAGAUUAUGGCUUCUCCUCUAAAUAUGGUUUUUGUCUUGCUGCUAAAUAUUCUACUAAAUUAUCCCAUCACAUGCUACUGUAUGUACGUUAGGUUAGACUAUAGUGUUGAAUAGUUUAAUUCCUUGAACUUGGUUUUCAUGUAAUUUUAUCAAAUUGUAAAUAAAAGAAAUAAUUCGUUGUG
Messenger RNA from Capsicum annuum, 2053 nucleotides. Its product is annotated as F-box/kelch-repeat protein At1g67480. The record is from RefSeq and is a predicted model, not a curated record. Gene Ontology annotation, molecular function: protein binding. NCBI's taxonomy places the organism in Eukaryota, Viridiplantae, Streptophyta, Magnoliopsida, Solanales, Solanaceae. The transcript is spliced from 4 exons. The coding region runs from base 697 to 1845 and encodes 382 amino acids.